UUCACUAGCUAUUUGUCCACUGGCUAUAUGAGCCCAGGUGGUUUCUGCAUGAAUUACUUUUAGUUGAGUGUUCAAAGUGCAAAGUCAAUAAACGAAGUUAGACGGAAAAUGCCAGACCCUGUGAGCACCUGUACUUACAACCUUUUAUACCAAGAUUUGAAGAGGUUUUCCAAAAAUGGGGAGCAUUUCUGCAAGGAGCUCAUGACAGUAUUUCAGCAAAGGGCUGAGCUGGAGAUCAGUUAUGCCAAAGGACUACAGAAACUGGCAGGAAAACUCCUCAAGGUAUCCAAAGGAAUGAAUGGCAAUUCCACGUACCAGGCUUGGUGCCAUGUAUCUGAUGAAAUGUUCUCCACAGCAGACACACACAGGGCACUAGGGAAUGCUCUUCAGGUGGUUAUAUUGCGGUUUGUUCUCAGGGCACUAGGGAAUGCUCUUCAGGUGGUUAUAUUGCGGUUUGUUCUCAGAGCACUAGGAAAUGCUCUUCAGGCAGAAGCUAUUUCAGAUAUUCGGCAAGUCAUAGAGGAGCACAACAAGAGAAAGAGGACUCUCGAUACUGUUGUUGAGAAAACCAGGAAAAAUGUUAACACAAACUGGAGUGAACAAAUCAAGGUGAAGAAAACAUUGUUUGGAUUAACAAGAGAGCAUGAGGACCUGUUCAAUUUUGUUGAAAAUAAUGCUCACAUUUGCACGGAAAAAGAAAAACAGAAGAUGCUGAACAGACUGACAAAGUCUGCUGAGGCUCAGACUAGAGCAGAUGAGCAGUACUUCAACAUCAACAUGGAUGGUCAUCAAAUCAGACUGAAGUGGGAAAAUGCUCUGAAAAACUGUUACCAGAUAAUCCAGGAGCUCGAGAAACAGCGGCUAGAAGUUCUAUGUAAAAUACUGAAUAAAUACAACCUGUACAUGGCAAGCUUCAGACAGACCCUCAUACAUAGCCAGAAACAAAUAGAACAAGCCAUCCAGAGAGUCGAUGUGGAAAAAGAUAUCCUAAUCCUGUUGGAGGAAACUAGUGGAACAGCAGAGGACAACAAAGCAGAGUUUUUAAUGACCGAUUACUUUGAGGAGAACAGUAAGUCAUUAAUGGAAAAAGGCAGGAGAAAAGAGGCCAUCAGGUCCAAACUCCUGCGUCUGGAGGACUGUAUCACAAAAACAAAGAAGGACUGUGAUGGUCUUGACAGACUAAUUAAGAACUACUCAGACAACCCAUCAUUCUCCAGCAAAAAUAACCUGGAAGAAACCGAACAAUUACUUGAAGAGGCCACUUUAAAACUGGACCUUCUAGAAGCAACCCAUUACAAACUUUCCACCACAUUGGCUGAAUUAGAUGGAAAACCUAAGAGUUCGCAUAAAUUUUCUGACAGCAUAACAAAAUGGAAAGAAAAGGAUUGUGAGCACAGUAUUGUUCAACUGGCCCGUCCAGUCAAAAUCAGGAAGACACCUUUCAGAUUGCAUUUAAGGAGUUCUGUAAAUUACAAAAGACCCUCCGUUAGUGUAAAAUUAACAGAACCCUCAUCCAUGAAAGACAACGAUAACUACAGAACCGGCAUUCAAGAUGGUGCAGCUUCACAGGAAUGCAUGUCUGCCAAUAGGGCCAUGUCCAAGAAUGAAACAGAGGAAAGAGGUGCACAGUGGAUUUGCAUUGGGAAAUGCAAAGCUCUUUAUGAUUUCACAUCGGACAAAGAGGAUGAGUUGAAUAUGAAAGAGGGAGAUCUUCUUGAGAUCUAUCAAAAAGAAGACAGUGGAUGGUGGUAUGGGAUACUGAAUGGACAGAUAGGCCAUUUUCCUUCCACCUAUGUUGAGGAGCUGCCAAUGUUAAGUGUCGUAGAAACAUUUGAUGUAUGAUUUGGUCUGUGCAAGUGUGUGGCAAACCUCCCAGGGGGAAUGGCAUGUUGUGGUGGGCCAGAGAGUUUCAGGGGAGGCAUGAAAACAUUUGAAAGCAGUCAUAUCCUUUUUUAAAUGUUUCAUAAACAAGUCAAAUUGUAAAGCCCAAGUGAAGCUGUUGUCUAUUAGUGAGCACAUAUCAUUGGUUGAUGAAUGCAUUAUUUCAUGAAGUUCCAUCACUUCUUCCCAGUUAACAAUACAGCCAUGAGCUGCAGGGGAACGCUGAUCUUGCAACUGGCUCUAUGUAAUGUUGUUUACAGUUAUUGACUGCUAUUUAGAGAAAGCAGGGUUGUUUACUUGCUUAUCAGCACUGAUCAAAAAUAUUUGCUAUAGUACGGUAUUAAGCAUAGCUGUAAAAUAGGGACCUUAGCUGUUUUAAGGAUGACCAGGAUUCACCAGGAGAGAGGCAGAUGGACAGACCGGGUUAAAACAUGGAUUCAUAUAUUUACAUGGUUAUACCCUGCAAUACUAAAAUGAUAGGUUAUGUAGACUUCAUAGUAAGUGUAUGUUAAGAAUUCAGUCUUGGAAAAACAAUGCAGUUGCCUGGCCUCUUGUUUAAAACUUAAAGAGUAACCUCCUCCACUCUUAUCAUUAACUUAUGCAGGAUGGUGGUUUUAUUGAUCUCAGUUUGUCAGUCGGAGAGAAUCUUGUCAUUUCUCUUAUUUGUGUGGUAUUAUAUAAACAUUAUCAGUCUUGGAAAAUUACUCAAUUGUGGGGGGGGGGGGGG
Molecule: messenger RNA, 2608 nt
Organism: Esox lucius (northern pike)
Lineage: Eukaryota; Metazoa; Chordata; Actinopteri; Esociformes; Esocidae
Gene: nostrin
Product: nitric oxide synthase trafficking
Exons: 16
Coding region: 109-1842 (577 amino acids)
Cellular component (GO): cytoplasm; plasma membrane
Molecular function (GO): protein binding
Source: RefSeq, a predicted model, not a curated record